Echinops telfairi (small Madagascar hedgehog) is the source of this 1171-nucleotide messenger RNA. It is a transcript of the gene FBXL15, whose product is annotated as F-box and leucine rich repeat protein 15. Bases 102 to 992 code for a protein of 296 amino acids. Gene Ontology annotation, biological process: SCF-dependent proteasomal ubiquitin-dependent protein catabolic process. The record is from RefSeq and is a predicted model, not a curated record. Gene Ontology annotation, cellular component: SCF ubiquitin ligase complex. Lineage: Eukaryota; Metazoa; Chordata; Mammalia; Afrosoricida; Tenrecidae. The transcript is spliced from 4 exons.
GUUCUCUGUGGUUGUUCCCAGGCGGAUGCCAAAAAAAAAAAAAAAAACACCCCCAAACCAUCUUACUGCGCAAGCGCAGUCGUCAGCUGAAGGAGCCACGGAUGGAGCCGUCCGGAGGGCAGCAAGAGCCCGGAGCCGUCAGGCUCCUGGACCUGCCCUGGGAAGACGUGUUGCUCCCACACGUCCUGAGCCGCGUCCGGCUGCGACAGCUACUCCGGCUGCAGCGCGUCAGCCGGCCUUUCCGGGCUCUAGUGCAGCUGCACCUGGUGGGGCUGCGCCGCUUCGACGCCGCUGAGGUGGGCCCCCAGAUCCCAAGGGCCGCUUGGACCCGGCUGCUGCGGGACGCCGAGGGGCUGCAGGAGCUGCUGCUGUCACCGUGUCAUGAAUGGCUGUCCGAUGAGGACCUGGUGCCGGUGCUGGCGCGGAAUCCGCAGCUGCGGCGCGUGGCGCUGGUCGGCUGCGGGCAACUGAGCCGCCGCACGCUGGGGGCCCUGGCAGAGGGCUGCCCCCGCCUGCAGCGCCUGUCGCUCGGCCACUGUGACUGGGUGGACGGGCUAGCGCUGCGCGGCCUCGCGGAUCGCUGCCCGGCCCUGGAGGAGUUAGACCUCACCGCUUGCCGCCAGCUCAAGGACGAGACCAUCGUGUACCUGGCGCAGAGGCGGGGCGCGGGCCUUCGCAGCCUCUCGCUGGCCGUCAACGCUAACAUAGGCGACACGGCUGUCCAGGAGUUGGCUCGGAACUGCCCGCAACUAGAGCACCUGGACCUCACUGGCUGCCUGCGAGUGGGAAGCGACAGCGUCAGGACGUUGGCUGAGUAUUGCCCUUCGCUCCGAUCACUGCGGGUGCGGCACUGCCACCAUGUGGCCGAGCCCAGCCUGAGCCGCCUGCGGAAGCGCGGAGUGGACAUCGACGUGGAGCCUCCGCUGCACCAGGCGCUGGUGCUGCUGCAGGAUAUGGCGGGCUUCGCACCCUUUGUCAACCUGCAGGUCUGAGCGGCCUGCCGACCGAUAGGGGCACAGCUGGACUGUGUAUGGGGGGUGGGGGUGGGGGCUCCUGUGAUAGGUCGGUGCCCCACCCUGGAGCUUCAAAUAAAGAGCUUUGUACCCCCUCUGGCGUGGCGCUACUGCCCUGUUGGAGAUGGGGGCUGUGAGGUUGGCAGGGGAGGUCAGAC